CACCGAACGCUAUUUGAACGUGAAGCGAGUUGUUCAGUGUCCACGUUGCGUUGUUGCCAUCAGGGCUGCAAUGACAUAUGGAAUUCAUAGACUAGCGAUGAAAGUUGGAUUACUACAAAAUACUCUUUAAGCAGUUAACUCUGAAGAUGAUCGUAGAGAAUGUGGAAGCUUUAAAGUCAUGGCUUGCCAAACUCCUGGAGCCCAUAUGUGAGGCAGAUCCUUCCGCACUGUCCAGCUAUGUAAUUGCUUUAGUGACGAAAGGCAAACCUGAAGAAGACCUGAAGGCUCUUUGUACAGAUCAGCUGGAUGUCUUCUUACAAAAAGAGACUGACAGUUUUGUAGAUAAACUCUUUGAAUCUUUAACCACCAAAAGCUACUUGGGGACCCCAGUAAAGGAAGUUCUAACCAAGGAUACCUCCAUACUUUAUGCUGGAAAAUAUGUGGGGGCGGAGGAGGAGGUCGGCCAUGUUGACGUCAAGAGUGACGGCGGAAGAAACAGAAGUCCUUUGAGAGUCCACUCCGACUGUAACGGGUCAAGGACUCGUGAGGGCCGGCGAACAGACGAGCGUAAACGGCGGGGUGAGGAUCGCUUCAGAAAGAGAGCCGAGCCGCGCAGAGAACGCCGCGACUGCACCGCCAACCCCGCCAGCCCCACCAGCCCCGCCAACAGGACCCGCAGUCGCAAUAGGAGCUGCAGCCGCAUGAGUGGCAGUCGCUUUAGGAGCUGCGGCCUCACGAGUAGUCAUCGCAUUAGAAGCUGCAGCCGCAUGCGGAGCCGCAGUCGCAUUAGAAGCUGCGACCGCAUGAGGAGUCAAAGUCACAAUAGGAGCUGCAGACACAAUAGGAGCUGCAGACACAAUAGGAGCUGCAGUCGCAAUAGGAGCUGCGGUCGCAGCAGAAGCAGAAGCAGGGGCAGGACCAGGAGUGGAGACGGGGGAAGCUGGCGAGGCAGAGAACGUCGGCCAAAGCUUGACAAGCAGCGGAAGGAUCCGGAAGGCUCUACUCCUGCCCCAGGGUCAUCAUGUGAUCCCCCACAACAGCGACGGUGGCCACGCCCCCAGCGCCCCCCUUGCUCGGGGAGCCCUGUCACCCCCAGCUCUGUUGCCGUAGCGACGCCUGCUCACCUGCCUGACAGCACCACGGAGAGCUGGCCGGGUCCCUGUUCCAAUCGCGGUGAGGACAAGUCCCUCCACAAGGGGGCAGCACUGAAGCAGCGUUGUCAUGACUACAGUGACAAAGGCUUCAGCGUGCACGGUGACCUUUGCCCCUGUGACCAUGGCAACGACCCCUCGGCGGUGGACGACGUGACCUUACCGGCAGAGAUGCCGUUCCCUCCCCCACCAGCCGCUAACGUCGCCCCCCGGACCGAGCCGGACGCGACGGCCGCGCAUGACGACGGAUCGCGGUGGAGCGGAGAGCAGGAGAGCAGGAAGUGGCCCCUGGGGGCCAACCAGGGCCCUCUGCCCAAAAAGCCCUGGAUGGACACGCUAGUCUUGAAUAACCAGCACAAGCUGACCAUGCAGAAGAAGAGUCACUAUGGCAACACUAAACUGGAAGUUUGUAAAAUCCCCAGGGACCUAAACAACAUCACGAAACUGAAUGAGCACUUCAGUGCGUUCGGCACUAUUGUUAAUAUUCAGGUGGCGUUCGGCGGCGACCCGGAGGCGGCCCUGAUCCGGUACGCCUCCACCGGCGAGGCCCGGCGGGCCGUCAGCAGCACCGAGGCGGUCCUGAAGAACCGCUUCAUCCAGGUCCGCUGGCACCGGGACGGCCGCGAACAGGAGCCGCGCGCGCCUCCGGGACAGAGCUACAGCGCCCCCACCGGGCCACCGCACGCCAGCGUCCACAAGACCACGACGGCUUCUGUGUGCCUUCGGAAGACAGCCUACAGUUCUUCCAUCAUGAAGUCGACACCAAAGACAGUUGGAAAAGUGGCAAGAGCGUUUGAAGCUCAAAAAGCCAUGAAGAAGAAACAGGCAACCCUAAAAUUACAACAGGACAUGACGAGAGUUAAGCAAAGGAUGCUGGAGAAACAGAUAGAAUGUCAGAAGGUUCUGAUAAACAGGCUGGAGCGGACCCGGGCCGUGGGGCCGCAGGAGAGGGCCCAGAUCGUGAGGACGCUGAAGGAGCUUUCUGAGAAGAUCGGCCGGCUGAAGGAGGCCGUGAGGUCGGCCUCCGUCUCCACGGCGGGUUCUGCGGGGCCCGGUCGCGAGAUGCCGACCCAGAAGGAGCUGCUGGGUCCUGAGCUCGAUGUUCAGAAGAGGCUCAUCUCCGGAGAAGACUCGACAGACUUAAAGAAGAAACUCGGCCAGUUGCAGAUGGAGGCUGCACGUUUAGGGCUGGUCCCCGCGGGGGGAAAGGUGUCCUCUACGCAGGACGGUGGCAGGGGACGAGGGCGGGGUGUGGGGGCCCGGGGCCGGGGCAUGGGGGACCGGGGCGGAGGUCAACACCUGGUGGUGGAUCAUCGGCCACAAACGCCCACCGUCCUGGGGGUGACCAAUGAGGAGGAGAAGGAGCUGAGGCCUCACUUUGUGAAAUUUGGAGACAUUGAGGAGGUGCAGGAGCACAAUACUGCCAUGACUUUGAGGGCCCAGGGUGACGUGGAGAUCGGGGAAAACCAAGGUGAAAAGUUCAAAGGUCAGACUCUUCAAAUCACUUGCUACACACCUGAAGUGGCAUCUGAGCCCAUGAACCCAAAGGAGGACACUUCAAAGGAGGAGCCCGUCAGCUCCGUCUUACUUCCUGAUGAAGAUGACGAGGGUGAAGAUGACGAUGAUGAUGAUGAGGAUGAGGAGGACGAGCAUGAGAGCCGUUCAUGGAGAAGAUGAAAGAAUGAUGAUGUUCAGCCUUUGUUUUAUUUAUGAAAAGACUUAUUUUUAUGUACAGGUGUAUUUAAGUGGAAAUUUCCUGAAAACCAGUCUCAGUGUUUGUUUUGAGACUAAAGUAUCUAAAAUGAUAAAUAUCCAAAUGGAUCCUGCUUUACUGGUUAUUGGGGGGGGGGGGGGUGUCUUUGUGUGGGCUUGGCAUGUUGCAUUGAGUCCAGCAAAAUACUCUUCCUUGGUUUAAUCUGCAUGCACUUGUUUGUACAGAGAUUAAAAUAAGUGCCAGCUGCAUAUUUCUAUAUGUAUGCAAAACAAUAUUUCUAUAUGGAAGCAAUAGAUAAUUGAUAGAUUUUUUUAUGUUACAAGGUGCCUUUUGAGCUAUGUUACAUACUCUGUUUGAAUGCAAGUAAAGCAGUGGGUUUCAUGUAUUUUUAUUUAACUUUAAUAAAUUUUAUUUAUGUUUGUUCAGCCCUUCUUUAAAGAAUAAAUAGGUUAUUACUUAGCUGUGUGUGCUAAUUGGGAUAGGUUUACAUAGCUGACGUAUGUAUUAGGAUAUUUGUGUUUUGAUUUAAUUUUGUGUUUUAUAAUAUUAUGGACACACCUGACUUUUGUUUUUACUUAUCAGUUAUAACUUUAUAACAGUUAUAAUGUUUGCACGUUGACUUCUUAACUAUAUUUUUUCCCUUAAUUUUUGAUUCCAAAAAAAAAAAAACAUUUGAAAUGAACCAUUCCAAAAUAUCCAAUAUAAAACUUGUCUUGGUCUUUGUUUCUGUUCUUCUUUGCUUUUUAACCAUACAAAAUGCCACAUCUCGUCAAUUAAAUAGCCUUCCCAUUGAUAGGAUUGAAAACCGUUUAGAUUGAAAUUUCACUGUUUAUAAAAUGAACGUGUGAGCAAA
Messenger RNA from Anguilla rostrata (American eel), 3718 nucleotides. Its product is annotated as RNA-binding protein 27-like. Bases 147 to 2828 code for a protein of 893 amino acids. The transcript has 18 exons. Lineage: Eukaryota; Metazoa; Chordata; Actinopteri; Anguilliformes; Anguillidae. The record is from RefSeq and is a predicted model, not a curated record. Gene Ontology annotation, biological process: mRNA processing. Gene Ontology annotation, molecular function: RNA binding. Gene Ontology annotation, cellular component: nucleus.